AAAACGUCACCUCAAAAUUCAAAUCCCACUUUCCCAAAUUUCCGUUUUCCCGCCCACACGCCCCUGCACUUCCCACUCCUUGAAAGUUCUCGCCCCACAUCUGAACAGAAUCCCAAUCACUCACGCACUCACAAAAAAGCCCUGUCGCGCUCUCUCUCUCUGUCCACCCCUCCCUUUCUCUAAGUUCCACCGUCUUCUCCGGCCAUUCAGCCUCUCUCCGCUAUCUCUUUGUGCCGUACGCAGGAUGGCUUCCAAGCGGAAGGCGAAGGUCGGAACCUCUUCAGGUUCUCCCCCGGAAUCGAAGAAGCCGAGGCAAACCAAGGAGGCUAGAGUUGAAGAGGAGGUAGCAACGAGUGUGGAAAAAGCUGCUUCUCCGCCGAGGAACCCAGUGACUCAGGAGGUAGCUGCGGCUGAUGACGACGGAGAGGAAGCAAGGUUUGUUGGCGAACCGAUGGAAGACGAGGAGGCUCGUAAGCAAUACCCCAAGAGAUAUGUUGGAAAGAAGCCAAAGAUGAAUGGGCAAAACAACUCCAACGAUGAUGAAGAUAUAAUUCAAGCUCAUUGUCACUACACAAAGGCGUUGGUAGAUGGAAUCAAUUAUGACCUGUAUGAUGAUGCCCAUGUAUUUUCAGGGGAGAAAGAAGAGCCAUACAUUUGUAAGAUUGUGGAAAUGUUUGAGGCAAUUGGUGGGCUAUUGUAUUUUACUGCACAGUGGUACUAUAGAUCACGAGACACUGUCAUAAAGCACUGUGCUACUGUUGCUUGUGGGCGUGUAUUCUUUUCAGAUGUCCGAGACGAUAAUCCUCUGAAUUGUCUUCUUGAAAAACUUCAUAUUGUUAGACUGACACUAAAUGUUGAUGAAGAUUUGAAGAGUAAAUCAAUUCCAGUGUGCAAUUACUAUUGUGACACCAAGUAUCUGCUACCGUAUUCUACUUUUGUCAAUCUGCCAGCAGAAAAUAUGCAGACUGGAAGUGAUGACUCAACUAUCUCUGUUGAGGAUGAUGUUUUUUUGGAUAGCGAGGUUGAUUCAAAGCUGCCAAAUGGAGAGCGUGCCAAAUCAGAGGUACGGCUCUUAGAUCUGUAUUCUGGUUGCGGAGCGAUGUCUACUGGCCUGUGCCUUGGUGCACAUUUGGCCAAUGUCAAUCUUGUUACAAGAUGGGCUGUUGACUACAAUAAGUACGCUUGUAAGAGUUUGGCACAAAACCAUCCAGAGACAGAGGUUCGAAAUGAAGCUGCUGAAGAUUUUCUCACAAUGCUCAAGGCAUGGAGAAAACUAUGCAUGUGUUUAAAGUUGGUUGAGAAUGACAAUUUAGAGGAGGAUGUAGAUAAGAGUAUACUUGAAUUCUUUGGAAAGGAAGAUGAUGAAGAGGAAGAAGAAGAUGAAGAAGAAGAUGAAGAAGAAGAGGAAGAUGUUAGUGGAAAUGUCAAGAAUGAUUCUGAAGUUUUUGAAGUUGAUUGCGUGGUAGGAGUAUGUUUUGGUGACCCCAAAAAAACAGAAAAGAAGGGAAUAUACUUUAAGAUUCAUUGGAAGGGCUACGGGCCUGAGGAAGACACCUGGGAGCCAAUGAAUGAAUUGGAGCAUUGUAAGCAGGCUAUCAAAGACUUUAUUACUGAAGGUUACAGAUUGAAAAAAUUGCCUUUACCAGGUGAUGUUGAUGUGGUGUGUGGGGGACCCCCUUGCCAGGGUGUUAGUGGUUUCAACAGAUUUAGGAACACAGAAAGUCCAUUAGCAGAUGACAAAAACCAACAGUUAGAGGUGUACAUGGACAUAGUUCGGUACCUAAAGCCAAAAUUUGUUUUGAUGGAAAAUGUAGUCGAUAUUUUAAAAUUUGCCGAUGGAUUCCUUGGACGAUAUGCCUUGGGACGCCUUGUAGAUAUGAACUAUCAAGUGAGGAUGGGAAUGAUGGCAGCAGGUGCAUAUGGGCUUCCGCAGUUCCGUAUGCGAGUUUUUUUGUGGGGGGCGCGUCCUACUGAGAUCUUGCCCCAGUACCCACUUCCUACGCAUGACGUUGUUUCAAGGGGUGUUACUCCUACACAGUUUGAGGGUAAUGCUGUUGCUUAUGAUGAGGGUCAUCAGACCCAAUUAGGAAAAAGUCUUUUUCUGGAUGAUGCGAUUUCCGAUCUGCCUGCUGUUGCAAAUAAUGAAGAAAGAGAUGAGAUGCGUUAUGGGGUGGCACCCAAGACAGAGUUUCAGAGGCUUAUAAGACUAAGCAAAGAAUACCUAAUGGGGACUUCAAAGGACAACUCUAUACAAAACGUUCUUUAUGAUCACCGCCCUCUGCAGUUGAAUGCCGAUGAUUAUGCACGUGUUUGUGAAGUUCCCAAGAGAAAGGGUGCAUGCUUCAGAGAUCUUCCAGGUGUUCGUGUGCGUGGUGAUAACAAGGUUGAGUGGGAUCCAGAAGUAGCCAGGGUGUAUUUGGCUUCUGGCAAACCGUUGAUCCCAGAUUAUGCUAUGAGUUUCGUGAAUGGGUCUUCAUCGAAACCUUUUGCCCGUUUGUGGUGGGAUGAAACUGUGCCAACAGUGGUCACAAGAGCUGAACCUCAUAACCAAGCUAUUAUGCAUCCCGAGCAAGAUAGGGUGCUUACAAUUCGUGAGAAUGCGAGGCUACAAGGCUUUCCGGAUUUUUACAAGCUCAGCGGGCCUAUAAAAGAAAGGUACAUGCAGGUUGGAAAUGCUGUUGCUGUUCCUGUUGCGCGUGCACUGGGCUAUGCAUUAGGUCUUGCUCUUAAAGGUUCUGCUGGUGCUGAUCCCCUGUUCAUACUGCCUGCAAAUUUCCCUAGCCUUCAAGAUCAGGUUCAUUCGGCAUCAUCUGAAGAGGAGAAUUGAGUCACUGUUGUUACAGUAGGAUUUAUUCAUCUUUGUUGCAACUCUACAUUGGAGAACAAUAUUACUUUGGAGUUAUUUCCUCGGAUGAACAAUGUCCUUGGAUUACUCGGGAAUGAAAAUUUCAAACCUUCGAGUUUA
Molecule: messenger RNA, 2965 nt
Organism: Pyrus x bretschneideri (Chinese white pear)
Lineage: Eukaryota; Viridiplantae; Streptophyta; Magnoliopsida; Rosales; Rosaceae
Product: DNA (cytosine-5)-methyltransferase CMT3
Exons: 21
Coding region: 245-2827 (860 amino acids)
Cellular component (GO): nucleus
Molecular function (GO): methyltransferase activity; chromatin binding
Source: RefSeq, a predicted model, not a curated record